Molecule: messenger RNA, 3077 nt
Organism: Sebastes umbrosus (honeycomb rockfish)
Lineage: Eukaryota; Metazoa; Chordata; Actinopteri; Perciformes; Sebastidae
Gene: lmbrd1
Product: LMBR1 domain containing 1
Exons: 16
Coding region: 61-1683 (540 amino acids)
Biological process (GO): protein localization to vacuole
Cellular component (GO): vacuolar membrane
Source: RefSeq, a predicted model, not a curated record
GGCUGCUUGCCGCGGUGACGUCACCGUGAACACGUGGGUUUGUUAUUACAGGAAGUGAAGAUGGCGGAUCAGUCGCUGCUCUCCGAGUCUGUCCUCGGCUGGUCUAUUUUCACCUUUAUACUCUUGGCAAUCCUGGCAUUCUGUUGGGUCUACAUUCGGAAAUUUCAAAGUCGUCAGGAGAGUGAGGUUGUUUCAACUAUCACAGCAAUAUGUGCUCUGGCCAUUGCUUUGAUAACCUCUGCACUUCUACCAGUGGAUAUAUUCCUGGUCUCAUUCAUGAAGUAUCCCAAUGGUACCUAUAAGGACUGGGCAGCAAACAAUGAGACGAGAGGGCAGAUUGAAGACACUGUUCUGUAUGGAUAUUACACGCUUUACUCCAUCAUCCUAUUCUGUGUCUUCCUCUGGAUCCCCUUUGUUUAUUUCUACUAUGAAGAAAGGGACGACGACAACGGGAGCAAAUGCUCGCAAGUGAAAAACGCUCUGAAGUACACAAUUGGAUUUGUCAUUGUCUGCGUGGUGCUCCUCUUAAUUGGAGCCUUCGUUCCACUUGAUCCCCCACCUGGUCAGAAUUCAACCCAAUGGGAGAAAGUACAAUACCUUUUUGAAGAACUUGGGAGUAGUCAUGGUCUACCUGCUCUGUCUUUCUCCAUCAGCUCCUUGACCUUGAUUGGCAUGUUGGCAGUGAUCACUUACACGGCAUACGGUAUGUCUGUGCUGCCUUUGAAUCUGAUAAAAGGCACACGGAGUGUGGUGUACGAACGCCUGGAGAACACAGAGGACAUUGAUGAUGUUGAGCAUCAGAUAGAAAAGCUGAAAUCCAAGUGUAAAGAUGGACGUCCCCUCUCUUCGAGGGACAGAAACAACCUGCAGGAGCUGGAGGGCAAACUGCAGAUCCUGCAGCGCAGGAGCAGACACCUGGAAAUUGCAGAGAGGAACUGCUGCACUAAAGUGGGCAGUGCUCUCAGACCUCUCAAGAUAUUGCUGGGCAUUUUCUUCAUCCUGGUUGCACUGCUGUUCACUGUUGCCCUGUUCAUUUCAAAUUUGGAUAAAGCUCUCCACUCUGCUGGCAUCAGCUCUGGGUUCAUCAUCUUUGGCACCAACCUAACCAAUCCUCUGAAUGAACUUCUAUUAGCCUUACAACCCGUGUUUCCACUGGAUUACAUCCUGAUCACCGUCAUCACCAUGUACUUUGUAGUCACCUCCAUGGCUGGCAUCCGCCACAUGGGCAUCUGGUUCUUCUGGAUAAGGCUUUACAAAAUCCGACCUAAGAGAACUCGCCCCCAGGCUCUUCUCUUCCUCUGUAUGAUCCUCCUCCUGAUUGUCCUUCACACCAGCUACAUGAUCUACAGCCUGGCCCCGCAGUAUGUCAUGUACGGCAGCCAGAAAUAUCUUGUACAGAGUCAGAUGCCCUCAGCAGGUCCUACAUCUGGGAACGCUACUUUUGGCACCACAAGGAUCUGUGAUGCCGAUGCGCCUGAGGACGAGUGCACCGUGACCAGAUCCUAUCUUUUCCUCCACAAGUUCUGGUUCUUCAGCACCAUCUACUACUUUGGUAACUGGGCCUUUAUCGGGGCUUUCCUCAUUGGCCUGGUGGUGUCCUGCUGCAGAGGGAAGAAGUCUGUGAUUGAAGGAGAAGUGGAGGCCGAUGACUCAGACUUAAGUGAUGAUGAAUAUGUGCACUGAGAAUCAGUAUUCACACGGACGGGGGUUUGUAGAUAUUCCCAGCAUCACUUAAAGGGACUAGAAAGUACAAUUUCAUAAACAAAUAAAUGGAUGUCAUAGUUUAAUUUAUUGUUUUUAAGGAGUUAUUGCGGUGUUGUCUUGUGGAGUUGACGUAUCCCUCCCCUUAAUGAGACCGCUGAGACUGAUUGUUGUGUCUUUCUCAGUCUAUAUUAUUGAUGACUUUGGGAUUCUGGGAGUGUCCUCCAACUCAAAUCCCACCUUGAGAAUUCACUUAUCAACAGACACUGACACAAAUUGGUCAUUUUUUUUUAUUGCGGCAGCAGAGACAGUCGUACACUUCUCCAAAACUUUAUCUCUAAGCUUCAAGUUGGAGCUCGGACAUACUUUGUACAUUCUCGAAGCACUUUCUAGUCCCUUUAAAUGGUUACUUUAGGACAAUAUCUAUAGUUGGCUCUAAUAUACCCUUUGCAUCAACAUUUUGAGCCUCCACAAACUGUUCUGCUUGCUUGUUUUUCUGAAAAGCUAAUUGGUAUAAAAUAAUGAUUCUAAGUGUUGACAGCAGUAACAUUUUCAAAAUGUGUUUUGCUCGUUUUUUGUCUGAGGUUAAAUACAGUGCUAGAGAGUUUGCUGCUUUUUCCCUACACUUAGUCAUUUGCAGUCUCAGACCAUUAUUUAAGUAAACGUUACUGUUCUUGCAUACCUGCACUGUGUGAAAUGUAAAGGACCAAUUGGGGCUGUUGUGUUUCCAAGGUUUCAGUUAUUCUUGGUUUUUAAUGAUAUGGUUUUCAACAGAUUUUUGCUGUCUUUGUUGUAAGAACAUGGUACAAAUAGGGACAAAUUAAUGAAUCGAAUAUGGAUGUAAUUUUAUUUUAAUUAAGGGGUACUUCUUUUUUUGCUCUAGAGUUUAUAAACACCAGGCUUGUGACAUAGAUCUGGUUUAUUUUCAGCUAUGUUUAUUAUCUUUACAGUGUAUUUAGCAGUUUCAAAAUGAAUACAAACCGAUCAUUUAAUCAACAAACUGACAGAUAAUAUUAUUAUGAAUGACAUGUUUUUAAUUUGGAAACCAAAUAUGUGUGCCUCAUGAAUGUGUAGCACCACGAUGGGCACACACACUACUGUAUAUGCUACCCUCUAAAUUAGCCUCACAGACGUCAGCCUGAAUCUCACGAGUUUGGUUUUUGCUUUGAGAUAUUAGUCUGCCAACCUUCACUGAGACAGAAUCUGUGUAGCAGGAACUGUGGUCACAUGGUGACGACAGAAGCUGCAUCACAAAGGUCAAAGGUCACAUGUAGUUCUCACCUGUGAUUGGUUUUAAAAAGAAUGCUGUUGUGGAAGUUGUGUCAAUAUUGAAUGAUGCCUGUAUUUAAAGAAAUAAAACCAUUUUAAACACACAA